Messenger RNA from Penicillium soppii, 738 nucleotides. RefSeq lists its product as uncharacterized. The record is from RefSeq and is a predicted model, not a curated record. Lineage: Eukaryota; Fungi; Ascomycota; Eurotiomycetes; Eurotiales; Aspergillaceae. The coding region runs from base 1 to 738 and encodes 245 amino acids. The transcript has a single exon.
AUGGAUCCAAAACCAACAAUCAAAUUCAAGCUGAACGGGGUAUCUACAUCCAAUGCCGACAUUGACAAGAUGGAACUCGAAGCUUGCUAUCAUGCUUUGAACAACCUGCGGAGUUUAUUGUUUCACCAGCCAAUGUUAGAUCUCUUGAGUAACCAGAUCGACGAGGGAAAUCAAUAUUUCGAAUCCUUGAUCAAACAUUCAAAAGGUGGACGCCGAGAAUGCAGAACAUAUAUGAAAGUCACCGGUGUCUCGGCAACAGAUCUUAAGAUAAUCAGCAGCAGGUGGCUGCGUUCCAAGCCCAUCGAGGACAUGGCGCUUAGGUAUGUGUUCUCAACCCACCCCGAGCACUAUGCAGUCAUGCAUGGACCAGGCGCACUGCCGCGAAAUGCGCCAGACUGCGGCGUGGAGGUGAUCGGGGAGCACAUGGCCAAGAUUCGAUAUGUUGAUCUACAGGACGGCGGAGAAGAUGUGCCCGGAUGGAUAAUGAAACAGCGGGACUACGAUUACGAAAUGGUCGAGAUGUUGGCCGCCAAGCUCACUAGCGGAAGUGGAUUCUUCUUUGUCAUGAAUGAAUUCAUGGAUACCGAGGGUGGCUGCAAGAUUAAGCUACGGGUGUUUUUCCCGUCUGCGGCACCUUGGUCGAUUGUUAAUCAACAUGCGCAGCAUCUUGCAAUCGAGUUCCGGAAUCUUCUCAAGAUGGUUCAUCAGACUAUUGAGGAUCUGGAAGAUAGUUUUUGA